AUGCAUCUCUGCAAAACUCUGGUCGCCGCCCUUUCGGUCUCGGCUGUUUCCACUGCACUUGUGUUCGAUGGAGAGCCGGACGUCAACAGCAGUGCGGUGCAGAAGCAUCUUCAGGAUCGGUCGGCAUUGAUCACCUUGGAGAAGCGACAGCGACAGGACCACGCCUUUCGACAAAACCUCUCUGCAGUCGCUCGACAGGCAGAUGCCAUUGUCGAUGCGAUCCGUCAAUAUGAGAUUGACAGUUUCUGGAGGGUGCCCGGGACGGUGGAAGACGAGGACAAGGAAAGGUUCACGGGCGAGAUGUUUCCCAAGGCCAAGCCGCUCAUUCCCGACACGCAACUCUGGAAGAUCGUGAAGCGGAUGCCCAAGGGCGCUCUCCUGCAUGCCCAUCUGGCCUCGAUGCUUCCGUAUGAGAUUCUACUCGACGCUGUCAUGAAGACGGAGGGGAUGGUCGUCACCGUGUCGCAGCCGGUCACGAAUGAAAUCGAACAGAAGAACGCGACCCUCACCUUCGCCCACGUCAACCACACAAUUGCAGCCUCAGGGCCGGCAAUUGAUUCCACAGACUACGUACCCAACACUCAGCUCCCGGUCAAGUAUGCCGCUCAAUCAUUCACCGGGGGAAGCCAAGCUUUCGCCAACUUCGUCUUGUCUAAGCUCGAGCUCCAGCCCGAGGAUUCCAUUAGGCAUGACCUUGGCGUCGACCAGAUUUGGAGGAUCUUCCAAGCUGCCUUCACGCCGGCUGACAGUAUGAUGUCGUACGAGCCUAUUUUACGGACAUUCUACCAGCAGCUCUUUGCAGCUCUAAUCGACGACGGCAUCAACUGGGUUGAAAUUCGUGCCAGCGCAUCCUCGGGGAUUCUAGUCCACCAAGGUGACGAAGAUGCCGACCCAAAUCUCGAUGUGUACUGGCAGGUGAUGGUGGAGGAACUGGACAAGUUCAAGCAGAGCGACAAAGGGAAGAAUUUCUGGGGCGCCCGUGUCAUCUGGUCGGACAUCAGAAGCGAGGAUCGUGCCUCGCUCACAAGCAGCAUGAAGGUUGCUCUCGGGAGAAAGGCCAAGUUCCCUGAACUUAUUAGCGGAUACGACUUGGUAGGCCAGGAAGAUCUUGGUCGUCCUUUGUCCGAUGUGGCCCCGGAGUUGGUCUGGUUCCGUGAACAAGCCGAGCGAUUGAAUCUCACGAUUCCUUUCUUCUUCCAUGCUGGAGAGACCCUUGGGGAUGGUAACUCAACCGACUACAAUCUGGUCGAUGCGAUCUUGUUCAACACUCGACGGAUUGGCCACGGGUUCAGUCUGUACAAGCAUCCUCAACUUAUCGACGAGGUGAUCACCAACUCAAUCAUGGUUGAAGUUUGUCCUAUCUCGAAUGAGGUUCUCCGCCUUGCGACCGAUGUUCUGCAUCACCCACUGCCUGCGAUGGUUGCCCAUGGCAUUGCUACUGCCAUCAGCAACGACGACCCCGCAAUGCUUGGCCAGGAUGCGGCCGGCCUAAGCUAUGACUUUUAUCAAACCAUACAAGGGUUCGACAACAUCGGACUUGCUGGACUGGGAGCCCUCGCUCAGAAUAGUCUUCGAUGGGCCAACUUCGAGGACCAGUCGGAUGGAGAUUGGGUUCGGGACAUCGAUCUUGGAGAACGUGGCACCGGCAUCAAAGCGCAGUAUAUGCAAGUGUGGAACCAGCAAUGGGAGGAUUUCUGUCAAUGGAUUGUCAACGAGUAUGGCAACGAGUGGCAGAACGCGACGAUGGGGAUGACUACAGCAUGA
Aspergillus fijiensis CBS 313.89 is the source of this 1764-nucleotide messenger RNA. RefSeq names its product adenosine deaminase family protein. Gene Ontology annotation, molecular function: adenosine deaminase activity. Gene Ontology annotation, biological process: adenosine catabolic process; inosine biosynthetic process. NCBI's taxonomy places the organism in Eukaryota, Fungi, Ascomycota, Eurotiomycetes, Eurotiales, Aspergillaceae. The transcript is spliced from 4 exons. Bases 1 to 1764 code for a protein of 587 amino acids. The record is from RefSeq and is a predicted model, not a curated record.